UAAUGUCUGAUUUUCUUUUUCUUCCCAUGUGGGUUGAGUUUGAACAUAGUGUUGAAAUGUUAAGAUAUGUAACCUGGGCCUUUCUUAGAAGUGUAGAACGCCGUACUGUUGUUAAGAAAGAUUUGUGGGCUUCUGCGUUUAAAUUUUUUACUAAGGAAGGUCCCGUUACAUAAGGAAUAAACUGUUACGAAGUUAAUUGGAGUAUUAUGUAAGAAAAUCAGUCCUUAUUUUUGGGUUCUUAAACUCUCAGCGGCUGCUUCUGUUGUGGUGCUGAAAGAUUCUCCGUCACUUUGGAGGAUUUUAUUGUCAUCACAUAGCAUUAUUGCUAAGGAUUUACAUUUUUAAGAUAGGUAACUCCACUCUAUGGGACCAUAGCUUUAAUAUGGGCUGCCUGUAUUGCAGCAGCGAAGAUAGGUUGGAUAAUAAGCUUCAAUCACUUCGUGAACGUUCUUCCUAGAGAUGUUGGCUUCCUUCUUGCAACGAAGAGAAUGCUCUUAUGAGUCUCUCUAAUCAAUAUUUCUUAUUACUAUUAUACAAAAACAACUUGCGCAUCUUAAAGGGCUAGGUCUUGUAGCAGAAAAUUGUGGAAAUGGACAAUCUUAAUCGCUGCCCUGCCAAUUACAUGCCUCUAUCACCUAUAAUUUUUCUGAAGCGAGCUGGCAAUGUGUACAGAGAACACACGUCUGUUGUAUAUGGCUCUGUGCGGUAUACAUGGGCAGAGACACUUGAACGCUGCAUUAGGCUGGCUUCUGCCAUCUCUUCACUUAAUAUUUCAAGUGGGGAUGUUGUUGCAGUAGUGGCUCCCAAUAUCCCAGCAAUGUACGAGCUGCAAUUCGGAGUGCCAAUGGCAGGGGCAGUGCUCUGUUGCUUAAACAUCCGUCAUGAUGCACGCACAAUGUCUGUGCUUCUGAGACACUCCAAGGCAAAGGUUAUUUUUGUAGACUUUCAGUUCUUAGAAGUUGCUCAUGAAGUUUUAAAUCUAUUCUCACAACAUAAAAAUGCAAAGAUGCCUAUUCUGGUACUGAUUCCUGAACUGAAUAGUAGACAAAAUUUCCAAAAUACAGACCCUGCAUACUUAACUUAUGAAAGCCUUCUGAGCAAUGCGGACAAAAACUUUGAAACAAGGUGGCCUGACGAUGAAUGGGAUUCCAUUGCACUAAAUUACACGUCUGGCACUACCUCCAGCCCAAAGGGAGUUGUAUUUAGUCACAGAGGUGCUUAUCUCAAUUCCCUUGCAUGUGUUUUAUUAUGUGAAAUGGCAUCCAUGCCUGUAUAUCUAUGGACAGUCCCAAUGUUCCACUGCAAUGGAUGGUCAUUUGCAUGGGCCAUAGCUGCACAGGGUGGCACAAAUGUCUGCCUAAGAAAUGUAACAGCAAGUGCAAUAUUUGAUGCCAUUGUAGAGCACAAAGUUACCCACUUAAGCGGUGCACCAACAGUGUUAAACAUAAUUGCAAACGCCCAACCCCACGAAAUAAAGCCUGUUACACACAGUGUACAGAUGGUAACUGGUGGUGCCCCGCCACCAGCAGCAAUGCUGUAUACCAUGACUAAGCUUGGCUUCCAUAUGGUUCACUCAUAUGGCCUCACUGAAACAUAUGGCCCCUCAUCUGUCUGUGCAUGGAAACCCCAAUGGGACUCUCUGCCACAAGAACAGCAGGCCAAGUUGAAGGCUAGACAAGGUGUCCCACACCUUGGUCUGUGGGGUAUUGAUGUUAAGAAUCCAGAAACUAUGGAAAGUGUUUAUGCUGAUGGGAAAACAAUUGGGGAGGUCAUGAUCAAGGGAAAUACCGUCAUGAAGGGGUACUUUAAUGAUGUAGCUGCCACUGAGGCUGCUUUUGAUGGGGGUUGGUUCAGGACAGGUGAUUUAGGGGUCAUGCAUCCUGAUGGGUAUAUUGAGCUCAAGGACCGGUCCAAGGAUAUUAUUAUCUCGGGGGGUGAAAAUGUGAGUACUAUUGAGGUUGAAUCUAUUCUAUACGAUCAUCCAGAGAUACUUGAGGCUGCCGUUGUGGGGCGCCCGGAUGAGUUCUGGGGGGAAACCCCUUGCGCCUUUGUGAAGCUCAAGGAACCCAAGCAGGUUACUGCAGAAAGUAUCAUUGCCUUUUGUCGUGCAAGAUUGCCACAUUUUAUGGCUCCAAAAACUGUGAUAUUUCAGGAUCUGCCUAGGUCUUCGACAGGGAAAGUUCAGAAGGUUGAACUUAAACAAAAGGCAAAGGCUCUGGGGAGCAUCACAAAGCCUCAGAGCAAACUCUAAACGGGCUCUUUCUAUGUAUGUGCUACAAGGUAUGGACCCAUCAUGUUGAUAUAUCUGUAUAUCUUGUCAGCCCAUUGUUUCAUUUGGUAAAGAUAUGAUUGUAAAGUCUGGACUCUGAAUUGUGGAGUUUAUCCUUUCAGAUAAUAGCCCAAUAAAGGGGAUUUCUUAAUAUAUUUAUUUUCGAAAUAAAAAUUAUUUUAAAACA
Cryptomeria japonica (Japanese cedar) is the source of this 2456-nucleotide messenger RNA. Its product is annotated as butanoate--CoA ligase AAE1. The record is from RefSeq and is a predicted model, not a curated record. Bases 590 to 2251 code for a protein of 553 amino acids. Lineage: Eukaryota; Viridiplantae; Streptophyta; Pinopsida; Cupressales; Cupressaceae. The transcript has 3 exons.